AUGUUAAAAAUUAUUGAAUCAGGAAUUAAAAAAGCCCAAAAAGUGAAAGAGUUCAAAGAGAUGCAAAGGCUUAAAGAGUUAAAUGACUCUAUUCAUGAAGAACUUGAUUUUCAUGAAAUGGUUAGGAAGAUGAGAGUAGAUUUAAUAAUUAUAAUUGUGGAAAUGGCUCUAUUGGAAAAAGACCAGAUUGAAAGUUUAAGAGAAAAGUUAAAACUUGUUUAUGAUGAAAGACCUAAAGAUUUAACGAUGAGAAUUUUGUAUUAUAAUUAUAAUAAAAUUCAAGAAUUAACAGGAGAUGAUUUGAUAAACCUGUUACAAGAUGAAAAUAAGUUUCAGAUGUUUUACGAUAGUUCAAUGAUUAAAAAAAAACAUUCUCAAUUAGAAAUUGGAUUUGUUUAUAAAAGAAUUAAAGAAAUAAAAACAACUGUUAAAUCAAAAAUUGGAUUAAUUCACUUUUGUUAUUCAAAUUCAGUAUGUGAACAACCUCAUCAAAUGUUGAAUGAUCAAUACGAUUAUUAUUGUUUAAUGUUUAAUGAUGUACAUCAUCCAUAUCGUUCAAUUCCUUUUGUAAAAAAUUUCUUUGCUUCUCCUCCAUUUUUAAAUUCAAUGUUUUCACGUUGUUUUUCAGACGAAUGUUCUUCGAGGCAUUGCCAUUUUAUUAAUGGGAAUUAUGAAUGGUCAACAACCAAAAAAAAACCAAAGUUUGAAGAGUGUGAAUGUCAUCAUGGUAUUUUUGUUGAUCUUCAGCAAAAUGAAACAGAGAGUCCAGAAUUCGAGAUGUGUCCAGAAUUUGGGAUGUGUCAUUCUGGAGAAAUUAAUAUGGCAGACGUUCCUUUUGGAGUUGGUUCUGUGAGAAUUGCCUUUCAUGGAUUUGAUAUGGAUAAAAAGGAAAUUAUCAUCAAACAAUUUAAAACCAAAAAUAUGAUGGGAUUUGAGAGUUAUGUUGAUAUGGUUGCUAUGCACCUUCAAUGUCAAUAUGUUAGUAGUUUAUUUGAGUCUUAUAUCAGUUUAUUAAAAGAAGGAAAAACAGUUGAAGAAAUUACAAUGUUGGAUAUUCGUACAAGAAAAGAAGAGCUAGAUUCAAAUGAAAACAGAAAAAAAGAAAAUGAACAAAAAAAAGGAAAUGAACUUGACUCUAUUAAGCGAGUUUCUUUUAUUCCUUUAAAAUUAUUUAUUGAAACUCCAAGAACAUCUUCACUCAGAAGAAAAUUCUUUGAUUCAAAAAAAAUCAGUAUUAAUGAAAUUGAAAAAAUGGCAGUAGACAAAACAAUAUGGUUUAUCGAACAACCGUUAGUUGGAAAUUUUGAAAAGUACAAUUCAAAUAACUCAGAUGUUAAUUAUUGUAACUAUAGUUAUACCAUGCAGUGUUUCUCUCAUUUUUCUUACUUUAUUUCAAAAAAGUCUUUCAUUAUCACUGAUCUUCAAGGUAUAUUUAAUAAAGAAAAGAAUUUAUAUGAACUGACAGACCCAGCAAUUCAUCAUCAAUUUUUGUCCCCUUAUUUCUUUGCAUUUACUAAUCUUGGGAAUACAGGAAUAAAUCAAUUUUUUAUAACCCACAAAUGUAAUAAGUACUGUACAACAUUACAAUUACCUCCUCAUCCUUUCCAACCAACUGAGCUCUAUAAAUAA
Messenger RNA from Entamoeba dispar SAW760, 1629 nucleotides. Its product is annotated as elongation factor 2 kinase, putative. Bases 1 to 1629 code for a protein of 542 amino acids. Gene Ontology annotation, biological process: protein phosphorylation. The transcript has a single exon. The record is from RefSeq and is a predicted model, not a curated record. NCBI's taxonomy places the organism in Eukaryota, Evosea, Mastigamoebida, Endamoebidae. Gene Ontology annotation, molecular function: protein serine/threonine kinase activity; ATP binding.